AUGGAAUUUUAUCGCUUUAUAUCGUUCACAUGCUUCUUAGCGUUGGCCUAUUCAAAAAGUUUAGACAAUAAUUAUGAAACUGCCAAAGACGAUUUAGAAAACUACAUACAGAAUAAGAAGAAUGAAAUUAAUCACAGAUUCAGACCUCUGUACCACGUCGUACCUCCAGUUGGCUGGAUGAAUGAUCCAAAUGGAUUUUCAUACCACAAUGGAGAGUUUCAUCUCUUCUAUCAAUUCUAUCCAUAUAAAAGCGAGUGGGGACCUAUGCAUUGGGGACAUGUUACCAGUUCAGAUCUCGUAAAUUGGAAACAAAUGCCAACAGCUCUUCUACCGGGAACAGAACAAUGUUUCUCCGGUAGUGCUAUAAGCCAGGGGGAUGUUUUGACAUUAAUAUACACUGGCCGCAGAACCAUUGAUGAACAGCCUUAUUUCAACGAGAGUCAGUACCUCGCGUUUAGUGAUGAUGCUGUAAAUUUUCAUAAAUAUGAAGGAAAUCCCGUAAUUCCCAGUGCACCCAAUAACGCAGCCGAUUUUCGCGAUCCCAAAGUUUGGAAAUACGGAGAUGAAUAUUACGUAAUCAUCGGUAGUAAGACUGCAGAUGAAAGAGGAAGGGUUCUUUUGUAUAAAUCUAAAGAUAUGUUUGAUUGGGAGUUUUUAACUGUCCUAGGUGAAUCGAACGGACCUAUGGGAUAUAUGUGGGAAUGUCCAGAUUUUUUUGAAUUAGAUGGGAAAUUUGUUUUACUUUUUUCACCUCAAGGAAUCUCACCACAAGGAGACAGAUAUAAGAACACACAUCAGACUGGAUAUAUUAUUGGAAAUUUUGACUAUGAGACUUAUCAGUUUAUUCCUGAAGUUGAAUUUCAAGAAAUAGAUUAUGGUCAUGAUUUUUACGCAGCCACAACAACAGAAGCGAACGGAAAACGAUAUCUGUUAGCUUGGUUUAGUAUGUGGGAUGUACCUUAUCCUGAAGACGUCGAUGGAUGGGCAGGUAUGAUGACUAUAACAAGAGAACUUAAUUUGGUCAAUAACAGAAUACUUAUGAACCCGGUAUCUGAUAUGCUGAAUUUGAGGACAGAAGUUGCUCUUAAAGAUGAAGUGAAGUCUGGACAAGUACACGAAUUCGGAAAAGCAGUGGAAAUAAUUAUUGAGAGCGACUUAGAUAAAAAAAUUGAUUUAUUAUUUGAUGGUCAGGAAGGUGGAGGUAAAGUUUGGCUACGAUGGGAUCCUGAUAUCGGUAAAGUUGUAGUAGAUAGAGGAUCCGGAGAUAUAAGACAAGUAGAAUGGAAACCUUUCGGUUCGACUAAAUGGCGAAUAUUCUUGGACAGCUGCAGCUUAGAACUGUUUUGUGGAGAAGGUGAGGUUGUACUCAGUAGUAGAGUAUAUCCAUUGGGUGGAUGGAGAUUAGAAAAUCAAAGUCCCCAAACGAUACGGGUUGAGGCUUACAAUCUGCGAAGAAGUGUACCUGAAUAG
This is a messenger RNA of Danaus chrysippus (African queen), 1470 nucleotides long. The record is from the annotation of a GenBank genome assembly. Lineage: Eukaryota; Metazoa; Arthropoda; Insecta; Lepidoptera; Nymphalidae.